Messenger RNA from Hyposmocoma kahamanoa, 1891 nucleotides. It is a transcript of the gene HDAC4, whose product is annotated as histone deacetylase 4-like. Gene Ontology annotation, biological process: chromatin organization. Lineage: Eukaryota; Metazoa; Arthropoda; Insecta; Lepidoptera; Cosmopterigidae. Gene Ontology annotation, cellular component: histone deacetylase complex. Gene Ontology annotation, molecular function: histone deacetylase activity. The record is from RefSeq and is a predicted model, not a curated record. The transcript has 14 exons. Bases 218 to 1891 code for a protein of 557 amino acids.
AAGUGUGUCAAAAAUGGGCAAAACAACAAUUUUCAGCUUGUUUUGAAAAGAUUACCUGGAUUUUUUCAUUUAUGAGAAAAGAUGUUUAUAAAUCAGCAAUACGUAUCGGUAUAACCGCGGCCAUGUGCUCUGUAUUUGGUGAUUAGUUUUAAAAACAAUUGUGUGAGUGUCGUGGUUCCAGCAUCUUUGGACUCCAGCUGGAAGUGAAACCAUCAGGAUGGCUGAUGAUCCCGGACAGUCAUCAUCAUCAUCUCACUCAGCGGAGAUGGCCCACGAGGGCGCUGAACGGUCUCCGCAACGCGCCUCCCCCCCACACCAGUCACGCGCACCCCCCAGUGACUCCAGCUUCCACCAUCAAAUAAUGCAGAGUCAGAGCCCACGAAAGAACCAUAUCGCUGAGAGGGCCAAACAGUCGUUAGAAAAUAACUUCCUGUUACAACUGAAGAAGCAGCACCAGCUGCAGCAGGAGAUUCUGCUGCAGCACUUCCAGCAGCAACGCCAGCAGUUAGCGCAGCAACACGAGGAGCAGCUCAGGCACCACGUAAAGAUAUGGGAACAGCAGAAGGCGCUGGAGGAGGCCGCGGCGCGCGAGGCCCGCGAGGCGCGGGAGGCGCGCGAGCGGCACGAGCGCGACCGCGCCGACCUCUUGCGGAAGAAGGACAAGCACGAACCCAGCGCCAACGCUUCCACGCAAGUCAAGCAGAAGUUGCAGGAGUUCCUCAAAAAGAAACAAGCUGCCGCCAAUGCCAACGGAACGGUACCUGGAUCGUCCUACAGAAAUUGGGGCAUAGUAAAAUCAUCAUCGGGCGAGUCAAUAACGUCGACGGGCGCGACGGCGCACCCGUACCGGCUGCCCGCGCCACUGCCGCUGGCGCUCAACGCCGCCGUCUCGCCCAGUGAUUACCCGCUGCGGAAGACUGCGUCGGAGCCGAACAUGCUGAAGGUGCGCCUGAAGGCGCGCGUCAUCGAGCGCCGCGCCUCGCCCCUCGCGCGCCGCCCCCUCAAGACGCGCAUCAAGCAGAGAAAUUGCGAGGGAGGGUCCCCGCGCGGCUCCCCGCCCGGCGGCGCCACGGCGCCCAUCCGCGAAGAGGAGGAGUGCCCGCGCGCGCCCGAGCUGCUGUUCUCGUCGCCCUCCAUGCCCAACAUCUCGCUGGGCCGGCCGCACGCGCCGCACGCCGCCCACGCCGCCCUCGCCGGCCACCCCAGCCACCCCGCCCACCCCGCGCUGGCGCACCAGCCGCUGCCCGCGCACGCGCCGCACCCCGCGCACCAGCCGCCGCGACACGCGCCCCCGCAGACGGUACCUCCCUUGCCCUCGUACUUUUCGGCGGUCCUCGCUAUUAAGAACUUUAUUUUCAAACAUUUCCAACGAGCACCUAAGGAAUUCAUUACCACUUUUAACCCGUCAAUUAAAAAAAAUCGAUUAUCAAGGCGAUACAAAAAAAUUAUUGGUCCUUUUAAGAUACGAUUAAUCGAUUGCCGGAUCGACAUCGGCGUUCGUUUCCAGGUGAGCGCGUCCCUCCCUCCGGUGUCGGAGGCGGAGGCGUACGUGCCGACGGCGGGCGGCGCGAUUCCGCCGCGGCUGGGCAAGCGGCCGCUGGGGCGCACGCACUCGGCACCCCUGCCGCUCGGCGACCCCGCGCUGCAGCCGCUGGCGCUGCCGCUGCAACCCCCCACCGCCCACCACUACUUGCGGGAUCAGAUAAGAAAGACGGUGCUGACGCGCGCGCACGACGCGGCGGCGGCGCAGCUGCGCGAGGAGGAGGGCGAGGUCAUCGACCUGACGGCGCGGCGGGCCGAGCCCGCGCCGGCGUCAGCACUCUUACCACUUUCGCUUUCGCCGCACCCUGAAGCUGACGACGAAUGGCAAGGAGUAAGCAGUUGCCACUAG